Messenger RNA from Spinacia oleracea (spinach), 999 nucleotides. Its product is annotated as ribonuclease 1. NCBI's taxonomy places the organism in Eukaryota, Viridiplantae, Streptophyta, Magnoliopsida, Caryophyllales, Amaranthaceae. Gene Ontology annotation, cellular component: extracellular region. Gene Ontology annotation, molecular function: RNA binding; ribonuclease T2 activity. Gene Ontology annotation, biological process: RNA catabolic process. The transcript has 3 exons. The coding region runs from base 89 to 784 and encodes 231 amino acids. The record is from RefSeq and is a predicted model, not a curated record.
CCAUCAGUCCAUUAACUUUCUUCAAAAAGAUCACACUCUUGACUCUCCCAACUAACCCAGCAGUUACUUCAAUCCAAGAUCAGUGAGAAUGGGGAAAUGGGGAAGUUCUCUGUUAAUCAAGUUUAGUGUUAUCCUAAGUUUAUCUGUUGUAGCUCUCGCUAACAAUGGCAAUAAUUUCCACUUGUUCUACUUUGUGCAACAGUGGCUAGGAUCAUACUGUGAUCAAAACGGGGAAAGAUGUUGUUACCCACCAACUGGAAAACCAGGACCAGAGUUUUCAAUUUAUGGGCUUUGGCCUUACUUUAAUGAUGGUAGCUUCCCCUACAAUUGCGGCAGCGACAACUUUGAUGAAGCUCUGCUUAAACCCAUGCAAGACAGUUUGAGGAAGGAGUGGCCAUCAUUCACAUGCCCACAAAUUGGUAGAAAAUUCUGGGUCCAUGAAUGGAACAAGCAUGGAACAUGCUCCAAAUCAGUCCUGGGUGAAGUCGCUUACUUCAAGGCCGCUUUAGCUCUCAAGAACAGGGUCAAUAUCCUUGGAGCCCUUACAAGUGCUGGAAUUCGACCAAACAACCAGUUAUACUCUCUUAAGUCCGUUAAACAGGCAAUUGCUAGGGGUACUGGUUUUCACCCUUGGGUUGUCUGUAACCGUAAUUCUCAAGGUACUAGCCAGAUUUGGCAGGUUGCUAUGUGUGUCGAUAGAACUGGCACCCGACUCAUUAACUGCCCUUUCGUUCCCAAAGGACAGGGUGAUUGUGAGUCCAGAAUCAAGUUUCCUUCUUACUAAUUAUAGAAAGCUUCCCUAGCUAGUCAUGUAGCGUCCCAUUUUUAGUGCUCGCUUAUCUUAUAUAUGUACGGAGGAGUACUAAUGCUGUAGUUUCUUAUCUGAUCAACCUAUGUAAUACUCCCUACUUUUGUCUCUAAAUUCUUGUUUUGUGUUACUAAUAGCUUCUCAUCAUCGGGUUGCAUAUGUGGAAUAUUAGUAUCAUUUUCUUCCAAAAA